UAAACGUUCUACUGCUGCUGAGUGCUGGUUGCUGCUGCCGGUUGGACUGUGGCCGAAUUCUGAUAACCGUGGAUAGUGGUUGAUAUUUUGGUACCUGGCAGAGGAACGAGUGGCAAGAUGAAGCGACAGAAGAAAAUUGACAGCUUUUUCGUCGCAAAACGUUCUGCUCCAUCUUCCGCUGUCCAGGAGCCUGUCUCCUCCUCCGUCGCAGAGCUGCCUGCCUCUGCCUCCGUCGCAGAGCCGCCUGCCUCUGCCUCCUCCGCCGCAGAUCCGCCUGCCUCUGCCUCCUCCGCCGGAGAGCCGCCUGCCUCUGCCUCCUCCGUCGCAGAGCCGCCGGCGUCUGCCUCCUCCGCCGCAGAUCCGCCUGCCUCUGCCUCCUCCGCCGGAGAGCCGCCUGCCUCUGCCUCCUCCGUCGCAGAUCCGCCUGCCUCUGCCUCCUCCGUCGCAGAGCCGCCUGCCUCUGCCUCCUCCGUCGCAGAGCCGCCGGCGUCUGCCUCCUCCGCCGCAGAUCCGCCUGCCUCUGCCUCCUCCGCCGGAGAGCCGCCUGCCUCUGCCUCCUCCGUCGCAGAUCCGCCUGCCUCUGCCUCCUCCGUCGCAGAGCCGCCUGCCUCUGCCUCCUCCGUCGCAGAGCCGCCGGCGUCUGCCUCCUCCAUCGCAGAGCCGCCUGCCUCUGCCGCGAUAUCCACUUCUGGGCACCAGAGCACACCUCUCUCGCCAAGUCCAUCUCCCGGCCCGUCUGGUUCCUGCGAUCCGUCACCAUGGCGCGUCCCGGAUAUGGACACCCCAAAUCAGCCCCCGGGGAAAUCCAUCCCGAAACAAGAUCUCGGUGGACGGAAGCUGUCGUUCAUGGAUCACUGGUACACUCUGCAUCCUUGGAUCCACUUCUGCCCCACUCGAGGGAAGGUGCUGUGUUUCCACUGCGCCCGGGCCAACGCGCUGAGCAGUAGUGUCCCGGCGAAAGAAAAAGCGUUCAUCACCGAAGGCUUCAGCAAUUGGAAAAAGGCACUGCAGAGAUUUUCACAGCACGCGCGCUCCGAGCAUCAUCUGCGUAGCCUGCCACCCUCACGCAACUCUAUCACAGGAGUAAUAGAAACAGCUGACGCCAAGCAGCAGGAAGUCAACAGGGCAAACCUCAUGAAGGUCAUCACGAGCAUCAUAUACUUGGCCAGACAGGGUCUGGCGUUGAGGGGUCAUGGAAAUGACGACGGCAACCUCAUCGAACUGCUCAAACUCCGAGCAUGCGACAGCGAAGAGCUGGAGCAGUGGCUACGGAGAAAGGAACGCUAUCUGCACCAGGACACGCAGAACGAGAUACUUCAGCUCGUCAGUCAUGAAGUUCUCCGCAACAUCAUAUCGGGCAUGCGCGACGCCGUGGAUGGCGAAGUACCCGACGUGCCGCCCUUCUCGGUGAUAGUUGACGGCACACAGGACAUCAGCGGUAACGAGCAACAGUCGAUUUGCGUGCGAUAUGUGGACAAUAGGGCCAAGGAAAGCUGUGACGUCUCGACCAUGCUCCGGAACGCUCUGUACACCAUCAACGAGGUGGGUCGACUGUUCGCCGAGUCAUUGAAGUUCCGAGAGAAGUUCGCUGAACUUUGCGUGUGCGAAAACGAAUCGCCGAAGAAGCUGCGGCCACUGUGUCCUACACGGUGGACAGUGCGACUCCAGGCUGUGGACGCCGCUCUCGACCGCUACGACGAGGUACUGAGCACUGUGGAAGAGCUGGGUGCCGGCCGUACUCAUGUAGCAGCGAGAGCCGCUGGUCUACACGCGCAGCUGCGAAAAAAAUCAACUCUUCUGGCGCUGCACAUGGCGCGUGUGGUACUGGCGCCACUGGAUCGCCUAAACAGGGCCGCCCAGGGCUCGCGCUGCACGGUAUCACAGCUGAUGAGCAGCGUCCGGCUCACCAAGGAGCUCCUGCAGGCUGAGCGUGACAACGCCGACCACACGAUCCAGGGGCUUUUGCGAAAGGUGGAGGCGUCCAGCUGUGAUGCUCCCAUGACGCUGCCUCGCCAGAAGCGCGUCCCAGCCCGGUUUGCGGGGGCCGGAGAGCAGCACCACGCCGAGGACCUGCCCCAGUACCUGCGGGAACAGCUGCUGCUGGCGAUAGACUCGGCCUGCACGCAACUGUCGGACCGCUUCGACCAGGAGGGCGUCCGGGAACACGGCAAGGUUGAGAAGGCACUGUUGUCUUCCCUGAACGUGAAGGAACUGGACCAACUUUUCCAGGAGAGUCCAUGGAGGGAAGAUAUAUCUGUCGCCGACCUGGCACCGCAGCUGCAGGUGCUGUUUAAGAACAACCGUCCGGAGAAUUUGGACGCAGCGAAAGCUACGGUGGCUGACCUUGAGGAGAGCGCGCGGGCCAUGUUUCCGGACGCAGUGAAGCUGGUCCGACUCCUGCUUACUCUUCCCGCGUCGUCUGCGACCGCUGAGAGGAGCUUCAGUGCCCUCCGUCGACUGAAGACGUGGCUGCGCUCCACGAUGGGUCAGGCGCGGCUGAACGCUGUGGCCGUCUGCCACGUUCAUCGGGACCGGGUGGCCACUGUGAACGCCGACCGAGUGGCGGCCGCGUUCAUCAGUCUCAACGCCCGCCGGGAGCGUGUGUUUGGCCGGGUGUAG
Molecule: messenger RNA, 2619 nt
Organism: Amphibalanus amphitrite
Lineage: Eukaryota; Metazoa; Arthropoda; Thecostraca; Balanomorpha; Balanidae
Exons: 4
Coding region: 118-2619 (833 amino acids)
Molecular function (GO): protein dimerization activity
Source: RefSeq, a predicted model, not a curated record